Diplodia corticola is the source of this 588-nucleotide messenger RNA. RefSeq lists its product as uncharacterized. The transcript has a single exon. Bases 1 to 588 code for a protein of 195 amino acids. The record is from RefSeq and is a predicted model, not a curated record. NCBI's taxonomy places the organism in Eukaryota, Fungi, Ascomycota, Dothideomycetes, Botryosphaeriales, Botryosphaeriaceae.
AUGCAACCGCUCUCCCUCCUCUCCAGCAUCCUCCUCGUGCUCCCCAACCUCGCCGGCGCCGCCCCUGCCGCCGGCGCCGCCGGGUCCUUCCUGCUCAUCCCCACCACCGACUCCGUCGCCCUCUCUUCUGCGCACUACUCCUCCUCCGACGUCGAAACAUUGGGGAAUGGAAGAACAGCAGCGCCGCCGAAGCAUCAGCAGCAGCAGCAGCUCGCCGAGGUGGUGCUGGCGCUAGCGGACGAAAGCAGCAGCACCGACCUCGUUUCGCCGUCAGCCGUCUCCACCACCAACAAGGCGCUUUCGACCAUGACGUCCGGCGCGGCGUCCGCCUUGUCGACAACGACGACGACAACAACAACGACAACAACAACAUCGUCCUACGCCCCCGUAGUGGAGGAGGAGCAGGAGGAGGAGAGCGACGAGGAGAAGAAGAAGUCUUCGAGCAACCAAAAGCGAGCGUCGGAAGGAGGCAGGACGACCGGGAGCAGUUCUGCGGGGUCAGAUCUGUUCUUGGGGGAGGGCAAGGUGUUUGGGGUCAUGGUUCUGGGGUUGCUGGUUGUGCCCGGGGCGUUGGUCUUGGGGUUGUAA